CAAUUAUUUAUAAGCAAGAUGAUUAUUAAGAGAAAACCCAAAGCCGGCUUAGACCAGUCAGACGAAGCCCAAGGUGACAAGAAACAAAGCUACACAGGUCUUGACCUUGACGCUUAUUGAACAUGCGGGAUGGCAGUCCAGCCACAUGAUUGAGAAAUGGUGACUCAGAACAUUCUGAUCAAAGGAGCAAAUGCUGGAGACCCUCCUUUGCUGUGCAUGGCUUCCUAUCCGAAAGGCAUGAAGAUAGAAAUCUCCGUUAAGGCUGAAGAUGCAGAAGGCCAGCAAAAAGAGUCCCUUGUCUCUGAGAUGCCCAUCAUAGAUAUCAAAGAGGAAGUCAAAGAAGAUUCAAAAAGUGAAGAAUCCAAGAAUGAAGAAGUCAAGGAACCUUCAACCAAGAGAGGCAGAGGCAGAGGCAGGCCCAGAGAGUUCCCUCAGACAGAGUUUUACACCAAGAACAUGAGACUCGACGUACUCAACAAAGCUUUGGUCAGAGCAGCCAGGAGAGAAUUCACGGAGUUAUUCAGACUGUUCUGCAUCAACUCAGGCCUCUUCCAGCCUGAAGACCCUGAAGGUGACCUCGAUGCGGUGAUUGCCUCAGAUCCUUCUGAAGUCCUCAAGAUGAACUUCGGCAUGUCUGAUGAGCAGUUUGAUGAAGCCAUGCAAAAAUUCGUGCCUUACGCGUUGCAAGUGGAGUCUCCUGAGGAUGUGAGUGAUGUCCACGGAGAACUCGACAAUCUCAAGCAGUUCCUAACUGUGCUCGUUGACCCUGAUAAAGGCUCUUCUGUGUUGUUCCCUGGGACUGACAAACUCCUGAAAGAUGAAUUGCGCAGUCUCUGUUUCUCUUACUCUCACUCCAAGCUGGACGCCUUCAUGGUUCUUCCGGAGAUGAGGUUUGUCUUAGCCAAAGUCUUGAGCCCAGAAUACAUUGACUCAUUCAUUGCUAAGAACCCAACUUUGAGCGAGAACGAAGGUAUCUACAAGCAGUGUGCAGAGCUCAUGCUUCAGCAGAUGAGCAAGCACAACAAGGCCAAUAAACAUGAAGAGCCAAGAGACGAAAUCUAA
Moneuplotes crassus is the source of this 1062-nucleotide messenger RNA. Lineage: Eukaryota; Ciliophora; Spirotrichea; Euplotida; Euplotidae. The record is from the annotation of a GenBank genome assembly.